UGUAGUUGCUUUGGGAAGGUUUGAUAGACCAGUGAAUCCCAAAUCUGGCUGGUCAUUAGAUUUCACCUGGGAUGCUUUAGGAAAAUGCAGCUUCCGGGAUUCCACUCCCCGUCCUUCUGAAUUGAAAAAUUUAUGGCUGAAAACCACUGUAAUAAGAACACCUGAAAUUAGACACCUAAAAAGAAUAACUUCCGAGAUGAGUGUUACCUGGAACACUGAUGGCCAUUACCUCAGAGUGGCCAUUUUCUCUUUGACAUGGGAUAGAGCAGAAGAAAGCUUAAGAUUUUGAGUUUCCUGCCUCGUGCACUUUUCAGGAAUUGAACACAAUCCUGCUUUCGACUCUACACCUGAUGUCUCUUAAGGAUUCUGAGACCAUCCAUCUGUGACAGGUGCAUUCACUAAUCACUCAUUUUAUUAGGAAGGACUACCUUCCAGCUCUUCUUAUAAAACCUCUUCGGAGCAUACACUUGUCUGUAACUAGCGCUCUGAGCCGGAAGUGUAACGAUUAAGGCUUCCACAUGUACUUCAUUUGCUUACGUGGCCUGAAAUUCCCUAAGAAGAUGAAAACUUACAUCCCAGCCAGAAAGAAGUAUGGUUGGGCCAGCUCAGCCUUUGGGAUGAAGAGGAGGAAGAAGAAGGAGGCCUAUUUUGGUUACAUGGGGAAAAUCCUAAAGCAAACCCACCCAGACUUCAGUGGGUGUUCCUGGGUCUUAGAUGCACUGGGCUCUCUGGAGGAUUGGCGACUGGAAUGGGUUAGCCUGGAGGCGAUUAGGCUGUCCUUCUACAACCACAGAAGGGCCGUCACCAGCAGGGAGAUCCUUGAAGCAGUCAAGCAGAGAUCCUCUCGGAAGAGCUUUAGAAUCAAUGAAGUGGUUCUGAGUGGUCCUGUUGUUGAGAUGAUUGCACUUGUCAAAAAAAAUAAAACAUGUCAGUGGGCUGUGUUGGAAAACAAGGUCUCUGAGAACUGCCUGCUGCACCAGGAGUCUUGAUGAAUCCACCUGGACCCUGGGUCCUGGAUUUUUAGCCCCUGACUUAAUUUGUGGAAAAACAAAAUAAUAAUAAA
Molecule: messenger RNA, 1063 nt
Organism: Rhinolophus ferrumequinum (greater horseshoe bat)
Lineage: Eukaryota; Metazoa; Chordata; Mammalia; Chiroptera; Rhinolophidae
Gene: H2BN1
Product: histone H2B
Exons: 2
Coding region: 519-989 (156 amino acids)
Cellular component (GO): nucleosome
Molecular function (GO): structural constituent of chromatin; protein heterodimerization activity; DNA binding
Source: RefSeq, a predicted model, not a curated record